AUACUUCUGGAACAUAGCCACACAGCCCGAAAGACAUACAACAACCCUGUAUAAGAAUGGCUAGUAAUUGCAAUGCGACAAUUAAGUAUCAGUUUACUCAGGCCUAAGUAUAUUAUAUAUAUCAAAUUGAAACCACAUCACCAUAGAGGCCACACCCAAUAGCCAUGUAGUAACUAACCAUGAGGAUACAUAAAGCAAUGCAUAAAUGUACAAAAUAUCACAUACUUGGCCAUGAGUAAAUGGAUACUGAGAGCUGUUCGACAGUGGAACUCUCUCCCCCGGGCCGUGGUGGAGGCUCCUUCUUUGGAGGCUUUUAAGCAGAGGCUGUAUGGCCAUCUGUCGGGGGUGCUUUGAAUGUGAUUUCCUGCUUCUUAGCAGGGGGUUGGACUGGAUGGCCCAUGAGGUCUCUUCCAACUCUACUAUUCUAUGAUUCUAUGAUACUUAAUGGUCGAAUUGCAAAAUAAAAACAUAUCAGUCUUGUAGAGCAACAUUUUCUCUUUCAGAUGAUACUAUUCACAAACAUUCAGGUAGACACUUUUUUAAAAAAAUAAUUGGAUUUGAACUUUGGUAAAUUUUACACUGUUUGCUUCAGCUCCUGCCAACCUAGCAGUUCGAAAACAUGCCAAUGUGAGUAGAUCAAUAGCUCCGGCGGGAAUGUAACGGCGCUCCAUGCAGUCAUGCCAGCCACAUGACCUUGGAGGUGUCUACGGACAACGCCGGCUCUUCGGCUUAGAAAUGGAGAUGAGCACCAACCCACAGAGUCAGACACGACUAGACUUAAUGUCAGGGGAAAACCUUUACCUUAGAUUUUACUAUUUGCUCCAAAAGUGCCAAAUUUGAAGAGAUCCUACAGAGUGGAUAUAGAUGCUGGGUAGUUGCAAAUCUGGCAGUAUUAUGUCCAGCACAAGCAUCAUGCCUGGUUAAAAUUUCAAGUUCGUAUCUUCGUUUGCAAGGAAAUUGUUACAGUCUGAAUAUUGGUCAAAAUUUGUCGCGACACAUUUUGAUGCACACUGAGUCAACUUUCUUAACUGGAUUUUGCACCCAUAAUUUAAAGGUCCUCCAGUGUGACUCUGCAGUCAACUGUAAAAUCUGUAUUUAACUGCUUAUGUUUUUAUUCUUUUGUAUUGUUGUGUAUUGGCAUCGAAUUCUGCCAGUUUUGUAAGCCGCCCUGAGUCCCUUUGGGUGAGAAGGGCGGGAUAGAAACGAUGGAAAUAAAUAAAUAAUGUUAAAAUUAAUUUCAUGGAAUCAACAGGGAAAAAACUGUACAGGAUUUCAAUUUACUAGCCAUUCUUAUAUAUUUCAAUUUUAUGAGACCCCAAAAAUUUUCUUAAAUGUCGUGCGCAUGCUGACUGAAUGACUACUCCUCAGAUAAGAGGAUUUAGGUCAGCAACUAUUGCAGUUAGAGACCCCAAAUUUUGGGAAACUUAGUUUAACACCUGACUAGUGCUACUGCUAAAAUUUGAACAAAAUUGGAGACAUGAUGGUGGGAUGGUUUAGAACACUUGGCAUGGAAUGACUCUCUUGAUUCCCUUUCAGGCUGAGUGAGCGUAACCUCGCUGCCAUAUCUUGUUUCUUUGAACAGCAAUGUGCUCUUACAUAUUUUUUUUUUUUGCAUUCAACCAGGGCCCUGGAGUAGCUGUGGGUUUAUUUAUCAGAAAGAGCUGUAUUGGCCUCAAAUGGCUCUUUUGGUCACCACACAAACAUAACAAGGCAAAGAAAUCGAUUCAAGAGGCAGAAGCACCUGUUGGAUUUGUUGUUGUCACGUGGGACACCUUCAAAUAAAGGGUUUCCUGCCCGCAAGACUUUAUGGCCAAGCAGACGGCAGAUGGGCUGGACAACUGGAUUUGUGUGCCGAAAGUCACGGGUGGAAAACACACACACAUUUCUGGAAAAGGCCUCCUUGCUCAUGAUGUUCCACCUAGAGCAGGGGUCCCCAAACUAAGGCCCCGGCCCUCUGAGGUCAUUUACCCGGCCCCCACCCUCAGUUUUAUAAUAUAAUAUAUUGCAUAUACAUAUAAUAUUGAUAAUAUUAUAAUGUAAUACAAUAUAACACUAAUAAUAAUACCAUAUAAUAAUAUUAAUUAUAUGUUCUAUAUUACAUAUAAUAUUACUAAUAAUAUUACAGUAUAGUGGUAUAGUUCAAUAUCUAUAUAUAUAAAAGGGUAAUGGAAUCACGGCACCGGACAAAACAACUAAACUAAACACCCCACAACCUCGAAAAUUGACAGCACAACCUCUCAUCCACACCUCUACGUUCAUAUAACAAAAAGAAAAGAAAAAUAAAGUCCUAGUCACGGCAACGCGUGGCUGGGCACAGCUAGUAGUAAUAUAUAAUGCUAAUAUUGUGCUAUGCUAAUAAUAUAAUACAGUAGAGUCUCACUUAUCCAACACUCGCUUAUCCAACGUUCUGGAUUAUCCAACGCAUUUUUGUAGUCAAUGUUUUCAAUAUAUCAUGAUAUUUUAUUAUUAUUAUUAUUAUUAUUAUUAUUAUUAUUAUUAUUUUGGUGCUAAAUUCAUAAAUACAGUAAUUACUUCAUAGCAUUACUGCGUAUUGAACUACUUUUUCUGCCAAAUUUGUUGUCUAACAUGAUGUUUUUGUGCUUCAUUUGUAAAAUCAUAACCUAAUUUGAUGUUUAAUAGGCUUUUCCUUAAUGCCUCCUUAUUAUAUUUGCUUAUCCAACAUUCUGCCGGCCCGUUUAUGUUGGAUAAGUUAGACUCUACUGUAAAUAAAUGCAGUAAAUAAAUAAUAAAUAAAUUUUAGACUUAGGCUCACCCAAAGUCUGAAAUGACUUGAAGGCACACAACAACAACAACAACAACAACAACAACAACAACAACAACAACAACAACCCUAAUUAACUUGACUAUCUCAUUGGCCAGAAGCAGGACCACACUUCCCAUUGAAAUCCUGAUAAAUGUAUGUUGGUUAAAAUUGUUUUUAUUUUUAAAUAUUGUACUGUUCUUUCAUUGUUCUUGUUCUUGUUGUUUCUUGUUGUUUGUUUAUUUAUUUAUUAAACUUAUAUACCGCUACUCCCAGUUUGGCUCAGAGCGGUUUACAGAAAUAGAUUAAAACAAUACGCUUGGCUUUAAAAUAACAAUAAAAACAAUAAAAACAGACAUAGCCCUGAGUUUUUCACUCACUUGUUGUUGUUUUUGCACUACAAAUAAGACAUAUGCAGUGUGCAUGGGAAUUUGUUUGUAUUUUUUUCAAAUGAUAAUCCGGCCCCUCAACAGUCUGAAGGGUUGUGGACCGGCCCUCGUCUUAAAAAGUUUGAGGACCCCUGACCUAGAGUAUGGAAAGGCCGGUGCGGUGCUCUGCACAUGCUCAGGAACACUUUGCAUGGAUUGGCGGGAUAAGGAGAGACCAAAUGCAUCCUCUUCCUCCUCGGUGGACCCAGUGGAGAUGGCAUAGUUUGUUAAGAGAGCCAAGAAAAUAGGCCACUUCUGUUCAUGUGCAGAGUGCAACCUUAUACUGAGAAAAUGAAGGGUUUGGAAGGGGGAAGGGACACCUGGCCUCGGGAAGGCCUUCCUCUUGUGGGUGCCGGUUCCGCCUGGGCAGGGCAGGGAGCCGGAUCCGGGGAGGAGGCAGGCAGGCAGGGCCAUCGGAGAGACGAGACGUCCAAGGCGGGGAGCUGCCUGGGGUGGAGACCUCAAGGCAGACCCAGGAGGAUCGGGAGGAGCAGCAGCCGUCUGGCCGAGAAAAGCAUGCCGGGGGUGUCCCAUGGGCUCCUGCCACAAGCCCUGGGAUAUCCAGGGGGUCCUCUGCCUGAGCCCCACUACUCUACUCCUGCUUCUGCCAUUGCUGCUUCUGCAGUCUCUGGCCGGGAGCCCCACCGUUGUGGCCCCCGACUCGCUGGUCUUCGUCUCCACGCUGGACGGGAGCCUCCACGCCGUGAGCAAGACGACGGGGGAUGUCGCUUGGACCCUGAAGGACGACCCAGCUCUGCAGGCUCCGAUCGACGCUGGAGCCCAGCCAGCCUUCCUUCCGGACCCAAAUGACGGCAGCCUCUACGUUGUGGGGGGCAAGAACAAGGAGGGCCUGAUGAAGCUGCCUUUCACCAUCCCAGAGCUGGUCCAGUCCUCUCCCUGCCGGAGCUCCGAUGGCAUCAUCUACACAGGGAAGAAGGAAGACGCCUGGUUCGUAGUGGAUCCCGCCUCAGGGCAGAGACAGACCACGCUGUCGACAGCGGCCUGGGGGGAAGGCCUGUGCCCCGGAGCCCCACUCCUCUACAUCGGCCGCUCCCAGUACGUCAUCACCAUGUACGACACCAAGUCCCGUGAACUGCACUGGAAUGCCACUUUCCUGGACUAUUCGGCUGCGGCACCAAUCCAGGACCAGGGCGAGGAGGAUGCCAUUGCUCACCUGGCCUCCAGCGGGGAGGGUCUGCUGGUGACGGUGUCCCGGGCCAAGGGUGAGGUGCUCUGGAUGCGGGACUUGGGGUCCCCUGUGGUGGGGGUCUUUGCCUGGCACCAGGAGACCCUGCGCAGGGCCCCGCUUUUCAACAUGGCCCCCGAGAGCCUGCGCUUCCUCCUCCUGCGCUCCCAGCACCUCCGCCUCCUCCACUGGGACUACCGCCCCGCCAAGGAGCCCAACGCCAAGGCCCAGCUGAUGCCAACGCUUUAUGUGGGCAAAUCCCCGCUGGGCUUCUACGCCUUGAAGUCUCUGGUCCAUGAAGGAGUGGCGCUGGUGCCCCAGGGGGUCACUCUGGCCAGGUCGGAGGGUCCCACCACCAGUGACGUGACAUUGCGGGAGUCCGGCGAGCGUGAGAUCACCCCCAGCACCGGCGUCAAGUACCCAAAGGGCAGCGUCAUCGCCGCCCAACACAGCCAGUGGCUCCUCAUCGGGCACCACGAGCUCCCACCGGUGGUCCAUACUACGAUGCUGAGGGCCUUUCCGGAGCCCCUGCGGAGGAACCCGGAGACCGUCAUGCCUCGCAGCUCCCUUUUUGACGAACUUCUGGAGAAGCCCCCCAACGCAGGCGUCCCAUACCGUGGGCCUCUCACCAUGGAGACGGAGACGGUCAAAAUUCACCCAGAGCCUGGCAACUGGGAGCCGGUGGCAGCAGGCCUGGUGGCCGUGUUUUGGGGCGCGGGGCUCUUCUUCUUCAUGCUCUGGCAACAGAACCGCAAGCAGCAGUUGUACCUGGAGCAGCAUCUGGAAGAGCGUCUCCAGCGUCUCCAGCAGCAAGCGAACACAGGGUCCCCUCUUGGACCCCGUUCCAGGGACUCUCUGAUCAUGAAUGAUCCCAGCCCAAGACAAGGAGAAACGCCAAGGAGUUCCUCACAACUGACAGAUCAAAGCCUGGGCUCUUCCUCUUCCGCUUCUUCAUUAGAACAGCCCAACCAGACGUCCCUUCAGAGUCCUCUCCUUGGAAACACCUGCUCAGAUGCCAACCCAGAAGACAUUGUGGUGGGGAAGAUCUCCUUCAGCCCCAAGGAAGUGCUGGGCCGAGGGGCUGGGGGCACCUUUGUCUUCAGGGGCCGCUUUGAGGGCCGUCCGGUGGCCGUGAAGCGCCUGCUGCCUUCCUGCAUCUCACUGGUGGACCGUGAGGUGCAGCUGCUCCGGGAGUCCGACGAGCACCCCAACGUCGUGCGCUACUUCUGCACCGAGGCUGACCAGCAGUUCCGCUACAUCGCCAUCGAGCUCUGCUCUGCCACUUUGCAAGAGUAUGUGGAGACCCCGGACUUCCCACGGCGAGGCCUGAAUCUGAAAACGGUGCUUUACCAAACCAUGUCCGGCUUGGCCCACCUCCAUUCCCUUAGCAUCGUCCACCGCGACCUGAAGCCCUGCAACAUCCUGGUCUCAUCCCCCGACGGCCACGGCCGGAUCCGGGCGGUCAUCUCCGACUUUGGCCUCUGCAAGAAGCUCCAAGGGGGCCGCCAGAGCUUCAGCCUCCGGUCGGGGGUCCCGGGCACCGAGGGAUGGAUUGCACCAGAGCUGCUGAGGGAGGACCCCACGGAGAACCCCACCUGUGCAGUGGACCUCUUCUCGGCUGGCUGCGUCUUCUACUACGUGGUGUCCGGCGGGCGGCAUCCCUUUGGGCAGAGCUUCCGUCGCCAGGCCAACAUCCUAUCCGGGACCUAUAGUCUGGAGUGGCUGCAGCAGGAGACCCAUGACAACGUGGUUGGACGGGAUCUGAUAGAAGCCAUGAUUGACAGCAACCCCCAUUUGCGCCCCUCGGCCGCCCAGGUCCUCCUGCACCCCUUUUUCUGGAACCCCGAAAAGCAGCUGCAGUUCUUCCAGGACGUCAGCGACCGCAUUGAGAAGGAGCCUGCGGAGGGACCCAUUGUCAGCGCAUUGGAAGCCGGGGACCACAAAGUGGUGCGUGGCGACUGGCGGACCCACAUCUCCCUCCCGCUGCAGACAGACCUCCGCAAGUUCCGGACGUACAAAGGCAGCUCUGUGCGUGACCUCCUCCGGGCCAUGAGGAACAAGAAGCAUCACUACCACGAAUUGCCUGCCGAGGUGCAAGAGGCCCUGGGCCACGUCCCGCAGGGGUUUGUCUGCUAUUUCACAAGCCGCUUCCCUCGGCUGCUGCUGCACACGCACCGGGCCUUGCGCCUCUGCGCCGGAGAAGGGCCCUUGCGGAGGUAUUACGCCCCAGAGCCGCACUGAGGAAGGGCCCCAAAGGAGCCGCUGGGGCUGGACGCUUUGAGUGGCAGCUCCCCUUGACAUAUUCACAGCAGCCAAGCCAUGCGCCUGGCGCUCCCUGAUCACCGCCAUCCCACUCCAAGGGGUCAGUUGAGCUCAGCACUGUGUUGUCGAAGGGUUUUCAUGGCCGGAAUCACUGGACCGCUCUGGGUUUUUCAAGUUGUUUGAGAAUCCGAUAUAGUUGCAUAAAAGCUGUAUGUCUUUAUCAGUGGUUCCCAAACUUAUUUGGCCCUGGAAAGGGGGGCGUGGCUUAGAGGGGUGGGUGUGGCUCCUGCUCGAGAGGGUGUGGCUGAGCCUCUCCCUUAGUCCAAGAUGCAGGGCUGGGAGGGAGAGGGGGCGGGGCCACAAAUGGGUGGCCAGGACUGGGAUGGGCGGAGUUACGAGCACUGAGAUAGGGCUGAGCUUCUAUCCCUGUCCUGCGGCGCCUGCCAGGACACAGGGGGCGGGGCUAGAG
Molecule: messenger RNA, 7106 nt
Organism: Anolis carolinensis (green anole)
Lineage: Eukaryota; Metazoa; Chordata; Lepidosauria; Squamata; Anolidae
Gene: ern2
Product: endoplasmic reticulum to nucleus signaling 2
Exons: 22
Coding region: 3722-6616 (964 amino acids)
Biological process (GO): IRE1-mediated unfolded protein response; mRNA processing; intrinsic apoptotic signaling pathway in response to endoplasmic reticulum stress
Cellular component (GO): IRE1-TRAF2-ASK1 complex
Molecular function (GO): protein serine/threonine kinase activity; RNA endonuclease activity; ATP binding
Source: RefSeq, a predicted model, not a curated record